UACCAUGUAUGCAAACCUCGGACCACAAGGCUCCUCAUGUGCCACCCGAUAAAAUUGGCUUGGAGGCUCAAAACCAAUCUAAAGUGAAAGAUGAGCCAAAGUCGGGGCGAUAUAAAUACAGUGAUGUUGGAUUCUAUAACUCACAUUUACUCCUCAUUUCAUCACCAUUUCAAUUGUGUUUAUGGAUCAAAUUUUUGCAAUUCUAAGUUUCAAACAUCAUCUUAUUUUGGGUCCUUGUAGAAGGGGCCACCAUCCAGGCAGACCUCGAACCAUAGGGCUCCUCAUGUGCUAUCCGAAGAAAUUGGCUUGGAGGCUCAGAAUCGAUUUGAAGGGAAAGCUGAGCCAAAGUCUAGGCGAUAUAAAUAUAGUGCGGUUGGAUUUUAUAACUCCAAUUUACUCCUUGUUUCAUCACCAUCUUAAUUGUGUUUAUGGAUCAAAUUUUUGCAAUUUUAAGUUUCAAACAACAUGUUGUUUUGGGUCCUUGCAGAGGGGGGCACCACCCAAGCAAACCUCGGACCACAGGGCUCCUCAUAUACCACCCGAUAAAAUUGGCUUGGAGGCUCAAAACCAAUCUGAAGUGAAAGAUGAGCCAAAAUCGGGGCGAUAUAGAUAUAGUGAUAAGGGGGCACCAUCUAGGCACACCUCGGACCACAAGGCUCCUCAUGUGUCACCCGAUGAAAUUGGCUUGGAGACUCAGAACCGAUUUGAAAUGAAAGUUAAGCCAAAAUCGGGGCUAUAUAAAUACAGUGCGAGUUGGCCACCCAGGCACACCUCGGACCAUAGGACUCCUCAUGUCCCACCCGAUGAAAUUGCAUUGGAGCCUCAAAAUCGAUCUCAAAUGAAAGUUGAGCUAAAGUCGGGGCGAUAUAAAGAUAGUGAUAUGGGGGUACCACCGAGGCACACCUCGAACCAUAGGGCUCCUCAUAUGUCACCCGAUGAAAUUGACUUGGAGGCUCUGAACCGAUGUGAAGUGAAAGUUGAGCCACUAGAAAAAAUUGCAUUGCAGGUUCAGAACCAAUCUGAAGUGAAAGUUGAGCCAAAGUUGGGGCCAUAUAUAUGUAGUGUGGGUUGGCCACCCAGACACACCUCAGACCAUAAAACUCCUCGUGUGCCACCCGAUGAAAUUGCAUUGGAGCCUCAAAACCAAUUUGAAGUGAAAAUUGAGUCCAAGUUGCAGCUAUCUGCUCAAGAUCAAAUCAAUGAGAAAACAAGAGAGUGGGCUUUGUUAAUCACCAGCGUACUUCUAGAGGCCAUGUCUGCAGUUUUUGAUCAGGUGGGGUACGCGUUGAUGGGCAUGGUGAUAUCAUUCCUCGCUUUGUUUCUUUCCAGCCUUGAUCUCAUUUGUAAGGCACGAAAGGAAGGAGUUCAGAGGAGCCAACCCUUUGGUGGUCUCCUGGAGUAUUUUGGACUAGCAGCUGCUGUCUGGCAAUGCUUUUACUCCACCAUGGAGUAUCUUUAUACUCGGAAGAAUCAACAGAAUCCAAUAAAUAUGUGUUUGUUACCUUUUCUAUUUGCGUUGUGCGUGCUGAUUUUUAGGUUAAUCAAGUGCCGCACAUGAACCAUUGGUUGAGCUUGGUGUGGUAGAGUAAUUCUACAAAGAUUCUCUCUGUUGUUAAAUGGAUUGAUUGACAUUAUUUGUGUGCUGACUGAUAUUGGUAAGUUAUUGGACUGUGAAACGCUCCCUGCCUGCUGUUGCUGAUGAUAGCGAUGCCUCUAAGCUGGGAUCAAAGCAGAUUUUUAUUGCUAAGUUAUUGUAAGCCGAUGUUCUUAAACCUAUUAUAUUAUGUAAAAGCCUUCAUGAUUCUCUUGAUUUCAGUCUGGAUUUGAAUUUCCUAAGCGAAACCGCUGGGUAUGAAAUCAUUGAUUGUGCCAAUAACUGAAAGGCUUGUCAAGUGUUCUUUUGUUUAACAUCCAUCCCAUUAAUAUCCCAUCAUUUGGUUUUUCCUGGUUU
Molecule: messenger RNA, 1951 nt
Organism: Populus trichocarpa (black cottonwood)
Lineage: Eukaryota; Viridiplantae; Streptophyta; Magnoliopsida; Malpighiales; Salicaceae
Exons: 7
Coding region: 182-1558 (458 amino acids)
Source: RefSeq, a predicted model, not a curated record